Messenger RNA from Labrus bergylta (ballan wrasse), 2869 nucleotides. NCBI's taxonomy places the organism in Eukaryota, Metazoa, Chordata, Actinopteri, Labriformes, Labridae. The record is from RefSeq and is a predicted model, not a curated record.
AACUGACUUUUUAAAACAGUCGGAACUAACUAUUUAAUGAUUCUCAUUUAUUGGAGGGAUCACGACUUGGCCACAGGAUUUUAGAAACGGUGCAGGCGCAGCCGCGGAGUUUCUGUCAGCAUCAGCAUCCUUCCUCCUCUGGCUGCAGACUGGGCGACCGGAAGGAUGCUGUGGUAGGGAGGAAGCGUGAGGAUUUUAUGGCUUUUUGAUUUUGUUGUGUUGUCUGUAGGCUGUCAGAUUAUAAUCCGAUCUUUUUUUUUUGUGAUGUGUUUUUCGUAUGUAUCAUCUUAGAUAGUCUGUAUCCACAAUGUUUCCAUCUUGCUGCUCAAAGCCUGCGGAGAGCGGCACUAAAAGGAGCUCCAUCGCUAAGCUGCUGCUCGGGGUCUUUGUGGUUUAUAUACUCCACACCGUGUGGUUGCUUUACGGAUUUCUUAACACAAAACCCUGCGAUAGAAGCAACGGAGAGCCCUGUAUCGCCUCGUACCUGGCAGCAAGACCAAGGCUACAGCUGAGUGUCUUCACCUGCCUUGUGCCAGACAACAGCCAACUCAACCUCGCUGUAAAAAUAGACUCAUUCAACCCGCACUCUACUUUUGAAAGGCAGGUAAAUAUCUCUCUGCCACAGGAAACCCGAGCUAAUGGCACUCUGUAUGCAGUUGUGUACAUUCACAAAGCCGGUGUUUCACCUCUGGAGGACAACAGAGAAGUCCACUAUGCCGCUCUGCUCACCACCUACAUCACCCCCCCUCUCACAGCAGGGCAGAGAGAUGGACAGAAGAAGCCAAGUCCCAGAUCUGAGAAUCCCGUAUCCCACUGGAGACCUCACUUGUCAAUCACGAUGAUGUCAGAGGACUUCACCUUCAGCAAGGCGGGGCUUCCUAGUGAUGUGCGGCGCUACAUGAGAGUCUCACAAGAUGGCCGACAGAUGAUCUACCUUCCUCUGCUGCUGAUUAACGAGCUCAGCUUCAGAGUCAGAGACCUCAUGGAGAUCAGCAGCAGCACGGUUCAGCUCCCUCUGACUGUGUCCUACGAGGGAAUCUCUUUGAGGGGCUUCAGGUUCUGGGUUCAUCUACAGGACGUGGUUUACUCCCUGAGACAGUUUGGCUUCACAGAGGAGAACAUAGAUGAGAUUAAAGAAACAUUGGUGGAUUCAAACCUCUAUCUGUUAGUGCUGACAGCACUCAUCACAGCUCUACAAUUUAUCUGUGAAUUUUUGGCUCUUAAAAAUGACAUCAGCUCAUGGAGGAAAAAGAAGAGCAUGGCAGGGAUGUCCAGGAAGUCAGUUCUGUGGCGUAGUCUGAGCACGCUGCUGAUUUUCCUCCAUCUGUUGGAGGAGACCAGUCUACUCGUGCUGCUUCCUGUUGGACUGGGAGCGUGUGUGGAAGUCUGGAAGCUGUUCAAAGUUUUUAACUUCCAGUUUCAAUGGAAACGCUCCAAAGUCACUGUAAGUAAACUGGAUGAAGAUGAGAGAAAGACAGUGGAGUAUGAUACACAGGCAUCUAGAUACUUAUCCUACUUGGUCUAUCCUCUGUGUAUAAGUGGAGCUAUUUUCUCUCUGGCCUAUUUACGUCAAAAGAGUUAUUAUUCCUGGUUAAUCAACAGUCUGGUGACUGGAGUGUAUGCCUUUGGCUUCCUGUCUAUGGCCCCACAGCUCUUCAUCAACCACAAGCUGAAGUCUGUGAGCCAUCUGCAGGGGACAGUGUUGAUGUACAGAGGAGUGAACACGCUGAUCUCAGAUCUGUGCUCCUUUGCCUCCUUUCUCUCCUCUUCUGCAUUCUUCUCCUCCUCUCAUCAACUCUCCUGCUUCAGAGAUGAGCUUCUCUUCUUCCUCUACCUGUACCAGCGGAGGUGCUACGCCGCCAAGACCAGGAGGCGAGAGUCUGGGACUCACAGCAAGAAAGUCAAGACUCAAUGAGGAGAAAACAAUUUUUAACCUUUUUUGUUUUUUAACGAUUGCACACAAAACACAGAAUUUGAUCUUUUAAAAAACAUUAAAUACGUUUUAGAAUAUUUAAGAUGUGAAAUGAAGACUCGGUCAGGACUCUCACACAUUCUGUGUGUAACACAGCAGCUUCAGACUGAUCCAGGAUUAGCUGUUCUGCCUUUUAAGUCUUCUCUGAUGCAAACUCCCAGAGCUGCUGUUGCUGCUGCUGCUUUCUACCCGGCAUCAUGAAGUUUCAACUGGACAGCAAAAGGGACUGAAGUCUGCAGAAUCUCUGCUGUACUCAUUAAGCUGGACUCACCUUCAAGACAAAACUUCAUUUGAUUUUGCUCUGUGCACUUAAAGUGAACGUUUUCCCUGGUCCACUGUAAAGCAAAUAUCCACUAAAACAGCAAUGAUUAUAUUCAGUGAAAUACUUAAUGUUUUCAAGGGUGCAUCUUUACAUUCAAGGAAGAUUAUUCUGCCUAAACUCAUCAUCAUGUUUGCUUGCUUUAAAAACCCGAUCCUGACUUGAAUUUAAAACAAUGUCCUGAGGUUUGAACAUUGCAUGGCUUUGCAACAAAAGUGAUAAUAGUAAUAAUGAUGAUAGACAUGUAGAUGAGUCCUGCACGGAGCAGAACAGCAACUUAAAGCACUUUUCACACUUCAUCCUUUUUGAUCUACCUGCUGAUUGGUAGUUAUUCUCAUAUCUCAGAGAUGUCAUUAGAUAAAGUUGUUUUGUCAUCCAUAGUGUUCAUUCCUGUACAGUUAUUUUAAGACUGACUUUGCAAUGUUAACAUAUUAAGAGACUACACUAUCAACAGUAAGUUGUCACUUCCUGCUAUUAUCCUGAAGGCAUGUGUCUAGAUCCUUGCAAUGCAUUUUGACUAAAUUAAGCUGCUUGAUUGAAGAAGGUUGUAGAGAUCAAUAAACUUUUUACACCCUUUA